AUGGAACAACAGGAAAAGGAAUAAGCGUAAAUAAAUAGCAAGUUGCCUCCUAGGAAACCUUCUAAAUAAACACAAGCUAAAUCUAUCAAAAAAGUAGACUUUGAGAAUAAUAAAACAGAGAAUACAUAAACCAUGAGUAUAGGAUCAGGUUGCGACUCAAAUCAAUCGGACUCUGAGGAAUCAGAUACUGAACAUGUAUCAAAGCCAAGCGUUGAUUCAGAAGGAGACGCUAAUUAUGAAAGUGAAUUUGAUUCUGAUGAAGGGUUUUAAGAAGAACUCUCUUCAGAUGAAGAAGAAACAUUUAUGGAAAAGUUUAUGGCUUAAACAUAAAAUUAAAUAUUUUUCUCUAUUCCAAAUAUUGAAGAAAGAGGUAGAAAGAAAAAUAAAAUUGAUCCUGAGCUCCCUCCUAUAGAAAAAAGCUACUCAUUAUUACCAGAUAUGGCUACAGGAUGGAGACCUAAAAUAUUGACUGAAUAAAUCCCUUGCCCUAUACCAUUGUAUUUUGCAGAUAAAAAUUUAAAUAUGAUAACAAAUAAGCUUUAAAGAAUGACAAAAUAUCCUAUCGUUUAUUUAGGAUAUAGACCAAGAACAACAUUUGACGUGCAUCGCUAGUUCUGUGGAAAAGAUACUUAUUCCUUUAAAUUCUCUAGCAUAUUAUUUAAUGAAGAUGUGCUAAAGUAGUUUAGAGUUAAAAUACAGGAUGAUACUGAUACUAUGCAGCAAGUUGACAAUCUUCGCAUUUUUACAGGAAUGCAUCCUGAUUUUAAGAAGAGUUCUUUGAAUUUUGAUUCCUUUUUCGAAGCAGGCAAUCUUGAUAUGGUAGUUAAACUUUCUGAUAUUGAAUAUGAUUUGUAUAUGAGACCCGACACUAAUACUAAAGGGCAUUAAUCAUGGUUUUACUUUAAAAUUUCUAAUACAAAGGCAAACUAAACAGUGAGAUUUAAUAUCUGUAACUUUUAGAAGAAGAGAAGCCUCUAUCAAAGGGGAUUAAAACCUUAUGUUCUCUCAUAAAAGGAUAAAGAUUAGUUUGGAUAAAUUUGGAAAUAAGGAGGAUCUAAUGUUUAUUAUUCAAAAAGAAAAAACAUUAAAUACGACAUGCUUGUCAACUCUUCCAAGCAAUAUUAUCAGAUGACUUUUGAUUACACUUUUGAAUAUGAUAAUGAUGAAGUUUAUUUUGCAGCUCUACCUCCUUAUACAUACUCUGACAUGAGAAAAUUUAUGACAUCUGAUAUUAUAACAUCUAAUAAGCAAUAUUUAAGGGAAGUUAAACUUUGUAGAUCACUUGGAGGAUUGCUAAUACCUCAAAUUAAUAUUACAGAUUAUCAAUCCGAUGAAAUUGCAGUUGAACAAAGAAAGACGUUUAUUAUUUCUUCAAGGAUUCACCCUGGAGAAUCAAUAAGUAGCUUCAUAGCACAAGGAGCUAUCCAAUACUUGUUGAGUGAUGAUGAAUAAAUAAAAGAAUUAAGAAAAAAAGUAAUUUUUAGAAUUAUCCCUAUAUUAAAUGUUGAUGGAACAGUCAUAGGAAACUAUAGGACUAGCUUUUCAGGAUUGGAUCUUAACAGAUAAUUUUCUUAGAGUGAUCGUUAACUUUUACCAGAAGUUUAUCAUCUUAAGAGGAUAGUCAGAAAAGACCAUAAUAUGAACAAUUUAAUUGCAUUUUUCGAUCUACAUGGACACUCAGUUAGGAAAAAUUGCUUUAUAUAUGGACCUUACUUUGCUAAGAAUGAGCUGAACUACUACAAAUCUAAGUUUAUUCCUUAUCUUUUUUCUCUAAGAUCCAAUACUUUCAGAUACAAGUCCUGCAAAUUCACAAACUAAAAUUACAAGAAGGAAACUGCACGCUUGGUAUUUCAUAAGCAGUUUGGAGUUUUUAAUAGCUUCACAUUAGAGGCUUCUUUUGGUUUAAAAGACACCAGCAACCUAUGCGACUAAACUUUUGAAAUAAAAGAUUAUAUGCAAAUUGGUAGAGAUCUUAUACACUCUCUAUCUGAUUACAUACAAAAAAUGGAAAUAUUCAAUAAAGUAAAAGAAAAUUCAGAAUAAAUUAAAUUAAAAUAGGAUAUGGAGAAAGCUAUGAGGAGCCCAGCAUAAAAAGAUCUAGGGAAUUUAAAAAAAUAAAAUUCUAUAUAAAGUAAAAAUAUUUAAUGUCCUCUCAAUCCUUCAAAUACUAAUAGCUAAUCUCUCAACAGUUUUUAAGCUAUCAAAUCUAGAAAAGCUUCUUUACUUGCUCCUAUUAUAGAUAAACAGCCUGAUGAUCAAUCAUUUACAAAUAUUAAAGAGAUAAUAUAGGGUAUCAAAAGCAAGCAUGGAGGCAAGAAGUAUGAAAACGAAUCAGAUAGAUAUUCAGAUGCAAAAAUAGAUAGUGAAGAUUCAGAUGAUGAUUUUAAUGAGGAUGCAAGGUAGGGUAUAAAUGAUGGUAUAAUAAAUUGUGUCUAAAAUUUUAAGAAACAAUUUGUAAAGCCUGCUGAGAGUGUGUAAAGUGCACCAAAAGAGUUAGUAAUAGUACUGAACCAACCUAUCGAAGAAGAUGACAAAAAGAAGAAAAAGAAAAAAAAGAGCUAAAAUCUAAGAAAGGAAGAAAUAAAAUUAAGCAAGCAGUACAAAACAAAGUUUUAAGAAGAUGAUUUAAUGUAGUAAAUAUUUGAAGAUGUAAUAUAAAAUCAGAAAGAAAAUUCGAAUGCUAAAAAGAAUCCUUUUAAAAGUAUAAAUAAAUUUAUAAAGGAGAAUUACAAAGAAGAAGAUUAAUCUUAACAAGUCAUCUUAAUGCCUAGGAUCGAUGCCUUUGGUUCUGGUUCAAAGCUUCUACCUAGUGUCUAAAAGGGGGAUUAUUUGAAUAAUAGCAGUUUUAAUCCAUAUAAAGACACAACUAAUAGAAUGGAGGUUUCCAGUGCUUUAUCAGGUUCAAUUCAAUUACAAAAAUCACAAGACAAAGUCAGUGAUAUUUUUAGUAAGUUUUAUAAUGAUACAGAAAAUAAAAACAUGAACAAGUUAGAUAAAUAAUCUACUUUAAUACCUCCAAAAGAAAGAUCUUUAACUCCUCUUAAUUUAGGUAAGGGAAAUAAUAGUUAGAUUAUUGCAAAUAAUAGCAGCAUGCUUCACACCAAAAAUUUUUAGAACAGAGUAUAGCUUAAAAUGAAUAUCAUAUGCGAAAAAAAUGAUACAAUAAAGUCAAUAAAUGAAAAAAUGAAACAACAGAGUGAAUAAGCUAAAAAUAUUGAUUUAGAUAAAUCAAUUAACUUUUUAAAGCAAUCACAGUAGAAUACAAGUUCAAUUUAGAAUAGUGUUGUUUUUGAUAAAGAGGCAUCCCUCUUUGAUGUGAAGAGUUCAAGCGAUAUCCCAAGCGAAUAUACAAAAGGCUUCUCCGGUAACAUUCACAACUCAAACAAGAAUCCUUAUUAUGUUAAUAAUCCUGUAGUUAAACUCAAAUAAGACUCCACAACUCCUUCAAAUAAAACGGUGAUUGUGCUUAAUUCUUAAAAUAGCAUUGCAAAUGAGAGUAAGGAUGUUUAAAACAUACCAUAGAGUGCUGCUACUAACAUGCACCCAAAAAGGCACUCUGCUAUUGAAAGUAUGAGCGAAGAUAAAAAUAUAGAUGAAAACUAUGUAAAAGCAUAUGGAAAUGUGUUAUAGAACUGUUCUAAUUAGAUUAAAAACGCCUCUAGUGCUUAAACUAUGUCUUCUUGUGUGGUAUAAAUGCCUAAGCUCAAUGAUUAAUAAAGAAAAAAUUCUAGAUCUAAAGACUAAACAAGUAAAAGGCGUAGCAGCUAGCGUAAAGAAUAUGGUAUACCUCAAAAUUUAAUGAAUUAGGUUGAUAAUAAUAAGGACUUGUAUAACUAGCAACUUCCUCCUAGAGACUUUAAAACAGAUAAGAAAAUGAUAGCUAGUGCAAAGACACCAAUUUUGAAUUCCCUUAAAUCAAGUAAUACAAAGAAAAGAGAGUCUUCUUUAGACCUUUAAGUAAGACCAUUUUCUAUAUAAGUUAGUAACAAUCCUAUGUAAAAGUUGGAUGAUUUCAACAACGAAAAUGAGAUAUCUUUGGAUAAUAAGGUCUUUAAGUAAUAUCAGGCUUUCUAGGUGAGACAAAACAAUAAUUAAAGACCAAUAACAUAGUUUAAAGUGAAAAAUAAUAAUAAUACACACAAAUCAUUUAUCAUGUGA
This is a messenger RNA of Tetrahymena thermophila SB210, 4158 nucleotides long. Its product is annotated as zinc carboxypeptidase family protein. The record is from RefSeq and is a predicted model, not a curated record. Gene Ontology annotation, biological process: proteolysis; protein side chain deglutamylation. NCBI's taxonomy places the organism in Eukaryota, Ciliophora, Oligohymenophorea, Hymenostomatida, Tetrahymenidae. Gene Ontology annotation, molecular function: zinc ion binding; metallocarboxypeptidase activity. The transcript has 11 exons.